AAAACAGUUUUGGUCUGCUACAGUUCGAAGCACCCGGUUGUUGCUUGUUGGUGGGUGAUGAAAUCAUUUGUCACCUCGUCAACAAUGUCUUUUUCAACUAAUAAUUUAAUACGUUUUGGCUCCGGCACUUCUAAUUUAUUGAGAAUACUUGGUAAUAAUCAAAUAGGAGCUGGAAACGGUGUUACUAGUCGAUCCAUUCAAUUGUCGUCAGGAGAUCAAUCAUCUUUGGGUUCUCAAACUCGCAAAAGAUUUUACAAAAAAGUCAGCACUGUCCAAUCAAAUAAAGAUUUUGAAAUCAUUCUUGACAAUAGAAAACUUAAAACUCCUGCAGGUAGUGUAUUUCGUGUUUCCAGUGAACCAUUAGCUCUAGCUGUUGCUAAUGAAUGGGAUGCCCAGGAAGAAAAAAUUUUAGUAUCGUCAAUGCAUCUUACAUCUCUUGUUAACACUAUCCUGGAUAAUCCAAACAAAUUACGAAAACAAGAUAUUGUCAGUCACAUUCUUACCUACCUAGACAAUGAUACACUUUUGUGCAGGGAAGAGGGUAACUCUGAAUGGUCAUCUGAACAAACAAAAGAGUGGGAUCCAUUGGUUGACUGGUUUAAUCAAAGAUAUGGUACGAAUGUUGAGUCUUCAAGUGCCAUCACCGGUCCGUGUUUACCCAUAGAAGCAAGAGAUGUUCUUCAAAAGCAUUUGCACUCAUAUGAUUUUUGGACUCUUAACGGGCUAAUGUUUGCUGUAGAAUCAGUGAAAUCGCUGAUUUUAGCUCUUGCUUGUGUCGAUCGACAUCUUACUGUGGAAGAAAGCGUUCGGUUGGCCACUCUCGAAACCAAUUUUCAAACUCGACAGUGGGGCCGUGUAGAGUGGGCUCAUGAUGUCGAUAACUUCAAUGUGCAAUCUCGCUUUGCAGCUUCUAUCCUAUUUGUACAUCUUACAUCAAGUUCUUCAUCAAUUGAAAACAAAUUCAAGAAAUAAAUACAUGGAGUCUGGUAGUACUAUAGGUAUUAACUGGUAAUGUUCUCCUUUGUUUUUUAUCUGAAUUGUAUUUUUGGUGUAGUUUUGUUGCAUACAAUUUCUAAACAAGGCA
This is a messenger RNA of Daphnia pulex (common water flea), 1084 nucleotides long. RefSeq names its product ATP synthase mitochondrial F1 complex assembly factor 2-like. The coding region runs from base 58 to 972 and encodes 304 amino acids. The record is from RefSeq and is a predicted model, not a curated record. Gene Ontology annotation, cellular component: mitochondrion. The transcript has 6 exons. Lineage: Eukaryota; Metazoa; Arthropoda; Branchiopoda; Diplostraca; Daphniidae. Gene Ontology annotation, biological process: mitochondrial proton-transporting ATP synthase complex assembly.